Phycomyces blakesleeanus NRRL 1555(-) is the source of this 1128-nucleotide messenger RNA. RefSeq names its product DNA-binding transcription regulator. NCBI's taxonomy places the organism in Eukaryota, Fungi, Mucoromycota, Mucoromycetes, Mucorales, Phycomycetaceae. Bases 1 to 1128 code for a protein of 375 amino acids. Gene Ontology annotation, biological process: subtelomeric heterochromatin formation. The transcript is spliced from 11 exons. Gene Ontology annotation, cellular component: nucleus. The record is from RefSeq and is a predicted model, not a curated record. Gene Ontology annotation, molecular function: histone binding; histone H4 acetyltransferase activity.
AUGUUUUCAUCUGCAUUCUCUGAUUUUUCUGAAUUUGUUUCUAACACAACUGAGUGCACAGAACUUCAAUUGGAACCAUUCAAACCUGAAUUUACCUAUCCUAUAUUCGGUGAACAGGAAACAGUAUUUGGAUACAAAGGACUCCAAAUAAAGAUUAAUUAUGCAUCCGGCUCAUUGAAAACCUAUCUGAAUAUAAGCUACAAAGAGAAAUUUAAUGGUCAAGGGACCAAUGACACCGGUGUAUUGGAAGCAGCCGAUAUUAAAGGCACACUAAGUGAAUAUUUACCUUCAGACGUGCUUUCCAAUUAUGAUGAAUUCAUUCGUAUUGUUCAGGAAGACGCAAAAACUUUUAAGCCUUUGGGUGAGAAAAUGAGCGAAUACAAAGUUGAAACCGAAGAUGGUGAUGAAGAACAAUAUGAGAUUUACAGAACUACCUUUUCCAAUACAAAGUUCAGAUCAUAUCAUGACAGAAUGCAGUUGUUUGCAUUGUUGUUUAUCGAAGGUUCAAGCUACAUUGACAAUGAAGAUGAGAAAUGGGAGAUUUAUACAGUGUUCGAAAAACAAGGUCAAAAUGAAUCUGCCGUGUAUCACUUUGUUGGGUAUUGCACUGCGUAUCCUUUCUUCUGCUGGCCCGAGAAUAUUCGUAUGCGUAUCAGUCAAUUUUUGAUUCUUCCUCCAUAUCAAAAACAAGGUCAUGGCAACUCUCUCUAUCAAACACUUUAUUGCAUCUUUACGACACGUAAUGAAGUCUGUGAACUCACAGUGGAAGAUCCUAAUGAAGAAUUCAGUAAUUUGAGAGACAAAAAUGAUAUGCGUAUCCUACGAGAUCAACAUGCCUUCCAAGGCCUUCAAGCUCCUGUUCCAGAAGAGAAGAUUAAGGAGCUCCAAAAACGUUUCAAGUUGACUGAACGCCAAAUCAGACGAUGCGUUGAAAUGUAUUUGCUUUCCAAACUCAACAAGCUGGAUAGUGCAGCUUAUAAGGCUUAUCGACUUCAAGUAAAACAGAGACUUUAUUUGUUUAAUAUCGAUGCCCUGAAAGACAUGGAUGCUGAUGAAAUGAAGGAAAAGCUUCAAGCUACUUAUGAUGGUGUAGAGGAAGAGUACCAUGAUUUAUUGGAGCAAGUCUAA